Molecule: messenger RNA, 1346 nt
Organism: Dunckerocampus dactyliophorus (ringed pipefish)
Lineage: Eukaryota; Metazoa; Chordata; Actinopteri; Syngnathiformes; Syngnathidae
Gene: akirin2
Product: akirin 2
Exons: 5
Coding region: 306-842 (178 amino acids)
Biological process (GO): positive regulation of innate immune response; positive regulation of transcription by RNA polymerase II
Cellular component (GO): chromatin; nucleus
Molecular function (GO): transcription coregulator activity
Source: RefSeq, a predicted model, not a curated record
CAGAGAACCGCUGGACGAGUCAAAGGUAGUGAGCUUUUCACCGUUGUCGUUCGUUUGCGGACGUAGGGAAACAUCUACCUUCAUCUGACAAUACGCCAUCGCUAAGACGUAUUGUUUUGGUCAGUUUGGUUCCAAACAUAUUUGGGAAGAUAAGACGUAUGAGAUUUUUCAACGGAAAGAAGCGGGAGUGCUUCUGUACUAGCUGCAGUACAUUAGCUAGCAAUAGCACUGCAAGCCGGUAGCCCAGAUUAGCAGAUAACGGAAAUAGCUUCUCUCAUUGAGCUUUUGAGGUGCAUUUUAGCGUGAUGGCUUGUGGAGCUACUCUGAAAAGGACUCUGGAUUUUGACCCGUUAAUGAAUCAAGGUUCCCCCAAGAGGAGGAGGUGCACCCCAAUUAGAUCUCCUGUCUCCUCACCUCAGAAAUAUCUCCGUCAGGAGCCUUCGCCGUUUGGACAAGUGUCUUCCAGGCUCACCACAGAGCAAAUUCUGCAGAACAUCAAGCAGGAGUAUAAGCGGCUCAAAAGACGAAACCUGGAUAGUUCGGUCCAGCAAGUAGACUGUUUUGCUCCUCAGGACUUUCAGAAUAUUCCCAGUGGAUCCUUCCUAUCAGGUGCUUGCUCAGGCCCGUCCUCUCCCACCAGGAAAGAGCAGCCCUUAUUUUCUCUCAGACAGGUCGGGAUGAUCUGCGAAAGACUACUGAAGGAGCGGGAGGACAAAAUAAGAGCGGAGUAUGAUGAAAUUCUUACAACAAAACUAGCAGAGCAGUACGAUGCCUUUGUCAAGUUCACACAUGAUCAACUGAUGAGGAGGUUUGGAGAGCAGCCUGCAAGCUAUGUUUCUUGAGUGUCAUGUAUUGAGUUGCAAAAUAUUUUCACCCGAUCUGCUGGAACCUUCUCCAAGGACUCAGUGGUGUCCUUGGACUUUUCUCCUAGCUGUGCCAUAUCUCCUCCAAGUGGACUAGUUACCCCGGGCAUCUAGUCUGUGGCUUCCAAGUUUCCAGUUUGGAGGUCUCCCUGCUGUCCACGUAUAACUCCACCAGUGGCCUCUUCAUAUUUAUUUGGCUUUCUUCUUUGGAGGCUUUCAUACGAGGCUACUGUUACUCUAGCCUUUUCAAUAUGUUAUUUUAAUAUUGUACAUUUCUCAUUUGUAUAUUUUGGAAAAGACAUUAAACAUUAAACAGCAGCAUUUGUUUCCCCAGCUGUUCAAAACUGUACCGGCAUUUAAUGCGUCUGUAUUUGUAUACACUGUAUUUUUGUUUUUUUUGCUUGACUUUUAUCCAUUAUACCAAAACUUACUAAUUGUAAAAAGGGACAUAAAUGGGGAGAACUAAUAAACUGUUUUCACAAA